Molecule: messenger RNA, 1478 nt
Organism: Lepisosteus oculatus (spotted gar)
Lineage: Eukaryota; Metazoa; Chordata; Actinopteri; Semionotiformes; Lepisosteidae
Product: Y-box-binding protein 2-B
Biological process (GO): regulation of gene expression
Cellular component (GO): nucleus
Molecular function (GO): nucleic acid binding
Source: RefSeq, a predicted model, not a curated record
GCUGCCAAUGGAAGUGCGCGGAUCUUCCAGCGCUUCUGGAGAGUUAUGGAUAAAAACUUUGCGCCGAGUGGCGAGGAAGGUUUCGAGUGAAGGAAGUUGGUAGCUUGUGAGAGUUGUUUUAGCAUUACCAUUCAGGGCGCUGGAAUAAAACCCCAAAGCCGGUUUCUCCGGUGAAAAGCGGUGCGGAUUGGAAAUCGGAGCUCUCCCUACCCCCCACCCCCUUCUCCCCACACCCCUCUUCGUUUCAUGUUCGACUCCGCUGUCGCUGUCGCCGCCGCCGCCAGCAACGAGCUGUAGCCAUGAGCGAAACGGAGACUCCGGGAACCCCAGCUGCUCCGGCGACCGCCGACGACCGACCGCCGCAGCCCGAGAAAAAAGUCAUUGCGACGCAGGUGCAGGGCACAGUGAAGUGGUUCAACGUGCGCAAUGGCUACGGAUUUAUUAACAGGAAUGACACCAAGGAGGACGUGUUUGUCCAUCAGACGGCGAUCAAGAAGAACAACCCUCGUAAGUAUCUGCGCAGCGUGGGCGACGGGGAGACGGUGGAGUUUGACGUAGUGCAGGGGGAGAAGGGUGCCGAAGCGGCCAAUGUGACCGGGCCGGGGGGCAUCGCAGUGAAGGGCAGCCGCUACGCCCCCAACCGUCGCCAGUUUCGGCGCCGCUUUUUCCCACGGGCCCCGCGGGCAGCUGCGGCCAAUCAGGUGGAAGGGGCCGGCCCCGCCCCAGCAGCUGGCCCCGCCUCCGAGGGGGAGGGGACGGGCGAUGACGCCGCCCAGCAGCCGCCGGGCCCCCCCCGCCGGAGGAGGCCUUUCUUUCGUCAGAGGUUCCCUCGGCGCCGGCCAGAUGCCCAGCAGGGGGUGGCGGCGGCGGAGGAAGGGGAGGUGCCAGAGGGAGACACGGCGGCACAGCAGAGGAUUCCACGGCGCAGGUUCAGGCCCCCCUUCCGGAGGCCGUUCCGCCCCCGCCAGCCCGCUGGAGGGCAGACGCCAGGGACAGAGGGGCAGCCGGAGGGCCAGGCGCCCGGCCAGCAGCCGGAGGGCCAGACGGGGGAGCAGACUGACGCGGCCCAGCCUGCCCAGGCCCAGAGACCGCGCCGGCAGUUCAGCCGCCGGAGGCAGAGGGCUGCCGACCAGACGGCGCCAAAGCAGGAGGUGGCGGAGAAACCCGCUGCUGAGCCUGGCUCCCCAGUCCAGACAGCCAAGGAGGUGGACGGCCAAUCAUCCCCCAAAGACACCCCCUCAUCGCCCAAAUCUCCGCCUCCGCUGCCACCAGAGUCUCAGGAUGACGAGCCUGCUGUGGAGACGCCCGCCCCUGAAGCGGACUCUACAGCCGUACCUGCGCCGGAGUGACGCCUCUGUAGACCCCAGGACGGUGUGCCCCUGGACAGUGGUCCAGGGUGGGGUGUCCUGCUCAUGGAGGCCCUCUCACACCUGCUGGGAGCACUACUGCACCCUCCCCUCCUCCCUCGUCCGACAGCA